Molecule: messenger RNA, 213 nt
Organism: Prunus armeniaca (apricot)
Lineage: Eukaryota; Viridiplantae; Streptophyta; Magnoliopsida; Rosales; Rosaceae
Source: the annotation of a GenBank genome assembly
AUGGCAACAGGCCCCCCAAGGGCGAUUUGGACCUCCAGUACGCAAAAGGCAGCCCGGGCAAGGCAUAGGAUCCACCAACCCGGGCAAGCCCACAGGCAAUUCUUGACUGGGCUCAACCCCAAAGGCACUAACGUCAGCGUGACGUCACGGCUGACACCAGGGCUGACAUGCCCUAAUGGGAAAAUGCCACGUGGCGCUUGCCGGACACCCUAA